This is a messenger RNA of Magnolia sinica, 3078 nucleotides long. Its product is annotated as receptor-like protein 7. Gene Ontology annotation, molecular function: protein binding. NCBI's taxonomy places the organism in Eukaryota, Viridiplantae, Streptophyta, Magnoliopsida, Magnoliales, Magnoliaceae. The coding region runs from base 1 to 3078 and encodes 1025 amino acids. The record is from RefSeq and is a predicted model, not a curated record. The transcript is spliced from 4 exons.
AUGCGAGAGAAAAUUAUUCGAGCAGAAAGAGAAGGUGCUGCCAAGAAGGCCAAAAGGAAUUCCAAGAGCAGUUGGCAAGCACAUGCUGAUGGUCAUGGCUUGCUUGACCCGCAUUUCUCAUUCUCUUCUUUUUAUCAUCUCCUCUUUCUCACUACCCAACAAUGCAACCAUCAUCACUUCUCUGCUUUACUCCACCUCAAGCAUCGUUUUCACUUCAUUGAUGAUUACAACCUCUCUACUCUCCCGUCUUGGAAUUCAAACAAUACCGAUUGCUGCUCUUGGGAACGCAUCACGUGCGAUGGACCCACUGGUCACGUGAUCAGCCUCGACCUCAGUGAGCUCUAUAUCUCUGGGCGGAUUGAUUUUGAAAGCCUCUUUCGUCUUCAGAGCCUCCAGAGGCUCAACCUCGCUUACAAUUACUUCGAUCACUCUCCAUUCCCAUCUGGGUUUGACCAGCUCACCAGGUUGACCCAUCUCAACCUCUCUUCGUUAUCCUUUUAUGGCCAAAUCCCACUGGAAAUCUCCCGCUUGACCUCUUUGGUUUCUCUCGAUCUUUCUCGCAAUGAAUAUUGGAAUGGUUCUGGAUAUCAAUACCUGAAACUCGAAAACCCAAGCAUUGGAGCAGUCGUCCAAAACCUGUCCAAUCUGAGUGAACUCUAUCUGGACUGGGUACACAUAUUACUGCAGGGCCAGACCUUAGAUUUGCCACUCCCUACUCUCCGCAAGUUGAGCUUAAUAAAUUGUGGUCUUUCAGGCUCCAUCUUUUCUUCCCUUUCACAGUUCCAUUUCUUAUCUGAACUCCACCUCAGUCGAAACAAUCUCUCCUCUGCAGUCCUCAAUUUCAUAGGGAACUUAUCCUCAUUGAUGUCCCUGCUCCUUAAAGAUUGUGGAUUGCAUGGAAAAUUCCCUGAGAGUGUUUUCCAGAUGCCAAACCUACAAAUCAUUGACAUAUCAAUCAAUCCCCUUGUAGCUAUCAAUUUGCCGGAGUUCCCUCAAAACAAUACUCUACAGCAAUUGAUCCUUUCAGAUACUGGAUUUUCAGGAAAGUUACCAGAUUCUCUCACUAAUCUCAAAUUCUUGACUCAUUUAGACCUCGGAAAUUGCAACUUGUCAGGAUCAUUACCAUCCUUACUUUUGAACCUGACCAAACUGCAAUAUCUGUAUCUUUCAUCCAAUAAAUUGAGCGGCCCAAUUCCAUCAUCAUUGUUUUCACUCCCAUCAUUACAUACACUGGACCUCACAGGUAACCAACUUAGUGGUCAACUUGGUGAGUUCCACAAUGCCUCUUCUUCACAGCUGGAGCUCCUCAUUUUGUAUAGCAAUAAAUUGAGCGGUCCAAUUCCAUCAUCAUUGUUUUCACUCCCAUCAUUACAAAUGUUGGAUCUGGGAGGUAACCAACUUAGUGGUCAACUUGGUGAGUUCCACAAUGCCUUUUCUUCACAGCUGGAGGCCCUCUAUUUGGAUAGCAAUAAAUUGCAGGGGAUGAUACCGAGAUUUAUCUUUCAACUUACCAAGCUUCAACUACUUUACCUUUCUUCCAAUAAUUUCAGUGGUGUUGUGGAGCUAGGCUUAUUUCAAAACCUCAAAAAACUUUACUCUCUAGAUCUUUCAGAUAACAACUUGUCAGUCCAAUAUGGCAGUGGUAAUUCCACAUUUGUUUCCAUCUCCCAGCUUCAAUCUUUGUUGCUACGUUCUUGCAACAUCAGCACAUUUUCAAAUUUCUUGAGAAAUCAAGUGCAGUUGAGGGAACUGGACCUUUCCUACAAUAAAAUUAGUGGUGAAAUACCCAAAUGGAUAUGGGAGGUUGGCAAUGGGUCUUUAAUCUCUUUAAAUCUUUCUCACAACGUUCUGCAGGGAAUAGUACCAUCUCCCCAUCUUUUGUUGAUCAAUGAAUUACGUGUUCUGGACAUUAGCUCCAACAAGCUAGAAGGCUCACUUCCUAUCCCAUCACCUUCCAUCUUUUUCUUUUCAAUUCCACCAUGUUUGGGUGAGAUUGGUGGCGCCCUGUCUGUGUUGAAUCUUCAAGGAAAUGCUUUCAAUGGCACCUUACUUCAGACAUUUAAAGAGGGAUGCAACAUACAAACGCUUGAUCUCAGUGGGAAUCAAUUGGAGGGCCAAGUGCCAAGGUCUUUGGCCAACUGCAAAAUGUUGGAGGUAUUAAACCUUGGAAACAAUCAAAUAAAUGACACCUUUCCAUCAUGGAUAGAAGCUUUGCCCUUUUUGCGCAUUCUUGUCUUAAAAUCCAACAAAUUUCAUGGCCCCAUUAUACUUCCACAAACAAAUCAAAGCUUCCCAAUGUUGCAAAUAAUUGACCUCUCUUCUAAUAGUUUCACGGGUGGUUUGCCAUCAAAUAUGUUUGAUAAUUUGAAGGCAAUGAUGGAUGAGGACAAAUCUCAAUCUUUCCUUCAUAAAACCCUAUCUGGACCACUGAAAACUGUAUACUAUCAAGACACGGUGACAGUAAUGAUCAAAGGACAAUACAGGGAACUCAUCAAGAUCCUAUCCAUCUUCACAACAGUUGAUCUCUCAAACAACUAUUUUCAGGGGGAUAUUCCAAAAUCUAUAGGGAUUCUCAAGUCACUACAUUUACUCAAUAUGUCGCACAACAGUUUCACGGGCCAAAUUCCAACAUCACUUGAGAAUCUAGCAGUGGUUGAGUCAUUGGAUCUCUCACAAAAUAAUAUCUCCGGGGAGAUUCCUUGGCAGCUGACAAAGCUAACAUUUCUCUCUGUAUUGAACCUUUCACAAAACCACCUUGUGGGAAGUAUACCACAAAGUAAACAGUUUUUUACAUUCACAAAUGAAUCAUUCCAAGAAAAUCCAGGAUUAUGUGGACUUCCACUAUCAAAGAAAUGCAAAGAUGCUGAGGGUGCACCAUCGCCCGCUCCAUCAACACUGCAAUCUGAAAGGAAAUACGAUUGGGAACUAAUGUGGAUAGGAUGUGGAGUUGGAUAUGGAGUAGGUGUGGGGAUGCUUUUCUGGACUCUAGCACUUUGGAGGAAGGGAAGGAGAGAAUUUUAUAUAUUUGUUGAUGGAAUGCUUGCUUUGAUUUUUCCUUCCAUGGUGUUUUCUAAAUAG